Messenger RNA from Trichosurus vulpecula (common brushtail), 3247 nucleotides. RefSeq names its product major facilitator superfamily domain containing 12 (gene MFSD12). Gene Ontology annotation, cellular component: membrane. The transcript has 10 exons. Gene Ontology annotation, biological process: carbohydrate transport. The record is from RefSeq and is a predicted model, not a curated record. Bases 286 to 1752 code for a protein of 488 amino acids. NCBI's taxonomy places the organism in Eukaryota, Metazoa, Chordata, Mammalia, Diprotodontia, Phalangeridae. Gene Ontology annotation, molecular function: symporter activity.
CACAGCUCCUAGCCGGUCCCGCCCUGGAGCGGAUGACUGGGGCCGUGUGAGCCGCGAGGCGCAUUCGUGGACUGACAGCCCCCGAAGUGACCUGUUUGGAGAGGGGCCGGUCCGGAGAGACCGGUUCGGAGAGUGACCAGUCCAAAGCGAGGCCGGGCGAGAGCGAUCAGACCGGGAAAGGGGCGGUCCUACAGAGGGAGGGCGGCCGAGCAGCGGGACUCCGCCCGGACAGCGCCUGGCCCGCCGGCCGGGCCGAGCUUGGUGGCGGGCGGGCGGGCCGAGCCCAUGGCGGAGCCGGCGCUGCCGCUGGUGACUCGGCUCAGCUAUGCCGUGGGCCACUUCCUGAACGACCUGUGCGCCUCCAUGUGGUUCACGUACCUGCUGCUGUACCUGCACUCGGUGCAGGGCUACAGCUCUUGGGGCGCCGGCGUCCUACUGCUGCUGGGCCAGCUGGCCGACGGCGUGUGCACGCCCCUCGUGGGCUACGAGGCUGACCACUCCGGGGGCUGCUGCGGGGGCUACGGGCCCCGAAAGUCCUGGCACCUGGUCGGCACCAUUUGCGUCCUGCUCUCUUUCCCUUUCAUCUUUAAUCCCUGCCUGGGGUGCACAGCCUCCACAGCAGAGUGGGCCGCCCUCAUCUACUAUGCACCUUUCAUUGUGAUCUUCCAGUUUGGCUGGGCAGCCACCCAGAUCUCCCACCUGUCCCUAAUCCCCGAGCUGGUCACCAAUGACCACGAGAAGGUAGAACUCACCGCCUUCAGGUACGCCUUCACCGUAGUAGCCAACAUUGCGGUGUAUGGGGCUGCCUGGCUGCUUCUCCAUUUCCAGGGGUCCCACUCGGAGGUGCCUGAUUCAGGCACCAGUGACCAGCUAGGCCUACAGGAUGUGCCAGUGUUCAGGAACCUUUCCCUGAUAGUUGUCUGUGUGGGUGCCGUCUUCUCCCUGCUCUUCCACCUGGGCACCAAAGAGCAUCCUCGGAGGCUGCGGCAUGGGCCUGAGGAGCCCAGUGAGCACAGCCCCCUGCUCCCGCCCACCUCCCAGCCCAUGCUCCUCUGGAAACACUGGCUUCGGGAGCCCUCCUUUUACCAGGUGGGCAUGCUGUAUAUGAGCACACGGCUCAUUGUGAACCUGUCACAGACGUACAUGGCUAUGUAUCUGACCUACUCCCUUAACCUGCCCAAGAAGUUCAUUGCGACCAUCCCCCUUGUGAUGUAUGUCAGCGGCUUCUUCUCCUCUUUCUUCAUGAAGCCAGUGAACAAGUGCAUUGGUCGAAAUCUGACAUACUUUGCAGGACUCUUGGUCAUCCUGGCCUUUGCCUCCUGGGUGGCGCUGGCCAACACGCUAGGUGUAGCCGUGUAUGGAGCGGCGGUACUCCUGGGUGUUGGCUCGGCCACCAUCCUCGUUAUGUCCCUGUCCAUGACAGCCGACCUCAUUGGCAGCCACACAAACAGCGGAGCCUUUGUGUACGGGGCCAUGAGCUUCACAGACAAGGUAGCCAAUGGGCUAGCUGUGAUGGCCAUCCAGAGUCUAUACCCCUGCUUCUCAGACCUGUGCUGUGCAGCCUGCGUGGGCUUCUACCAUUGGGUGAUGGUGGCCGUGACCGGAGGUGUGGGCGUGGCUGCUGCCCUCUGUCUCUGUAGCAUCUUUCUCUGGCCCAUCCAAGUUCGAUUCUAUGAUACAGCUGUGGCUGGCCCAGAUGAAGUUGCUGCUAGACCAAACUCUGGAGCCUCCCAGGACAUUACAGUCAACUGAACACUCAGGAUAGAUCAGAUGUCUGUGCAAAUGGACCCUCCUCCUCCCCCUUCCCUGGAUCCUAGGACUCAGAUACAAGUGUCUCCUGCAAUGGACCAUCCCCAGCUGGUCUGGGAAUCCUAGUCUGUCUCUCUGGCCCAUAUCUCUGACCAGGGAUCUCUGGGCUGGUAGCUGUUUACAAAGAAUGUUGGACUAAUGAAUAAAAGUCCCACUGUGACUGUGGGAAUUCUACACUUGGAUCCGGUGUGCACACACUGAAGGGUGACCAGGAGAGGGUGAUGGAAAUUCUAGCCUCCUGGACCCCAGUAUCUUCUUCUCUCAUCUCAUCCUUACCUCUGAGCUUCUGGGGAUUAUUGGCUUCAGGAUGGAGGGGACCCAGAAGGGAAGGAGGAGCAAAGUCUCCUGUCCUUUGCCCCCUUCCACUUCUGGAGCAUAGCUGUGUUAGGGUGGGUGACAUUGUGGGUACUGAGGAGAUCUCCAUCCCCCACUGAAGACUUGGGUAGGUCAGAGGUCAACUGAAUCACUCUGACCUUAGAAAAUCACUUCUUUCUGGGCCUCAUUUUUCCUAUCUGCAAAAUGGGCACGAUUUUUUUGCCUUUCACAAGGGAUCUUUGUGUGUCCUAUGCAUAUGCUAUGUUUGCCAUGCUGUGAUUAAUACCUGGGAUCUGGCUUUUAGGCCCUCCUGAAUGCCUCCAGUCUUGGGGAACUCACUACCUCCCUGUAAGCUUUUCUCCCCUCCCCCUCCUGGCCUCCCCUUCCUUUCCUCCCCUUCCCUCCCUCCCCCCACCACUGUUCCUGUGCCGUCUGGUGCCAAAUAAACCAAGUUUUAUCCCUCUAUUCCAUGACACCACCUAACAAUUUUAAGAAAGCUUUCCUAUCCACCUCAGUGUGGGCUCAACACUCCCAGUUUCUUUAACACUGUACGGUAUGGUUUUCUUCACUCUCCCCACCCCAGCCACUCUUCCCUGUCCACAAUCCAGUCCUGCUUGUCAGCUUUCCUCCUAGAUCCGGCCUCCAGACAGAGCAUGGGCCUCCCACCACAGCUGUGUGGUCUGACCAGGGGAGAGCACAGAGGAGAUUCGAGCUCUCUCCCCUCCCCAGACAUUAGGGCUUUUCUUCAGCAUAACACAAGAUGGCUUUGGGCUGGACCCACACCGAGAUCUUUUAACCAAGAAACAUUGUGUAGUCACAUCUGCCUCAUCCUAUACUUGGGCAGUGGAUCAUUUGAACCCAAGCAUCAGACUUCACUUUCAUUGCUAAUGAGUUUUGUUCUGUUAGAUUUAGCUCCUUCCCUUGGCCUGUGGGAAAGUGACCCAUGACCAUGACCUGCGUGCACACAGAUGUCCAGGUGUGUGUAUUUGGGUGGCAUAUGUAUUUACAUGUGUAGAUCAAAGUUCUUUGGGUUUUUUUAACCAUUUUUAUAUCAUGGAUCCCUUUGACAGUCUGGCAAAGUUACAGACCUCUUGUCUAAAUAAAGUUUGUUUCCUAUAUUUAA